UGGAAUAGGUAAACAAUAACCUCCUCACACAUGACAGCCCCCGUUAAUGUCGUGUAAAAUUAAUGGAAGAAAUGUCGUCGCGAUUCAUCUUGUGCUCGUGGUUGCUCGUAACGAUUUGCCGUUGCCACAAUGUGGUGCCGAGGGAAGUGGAUACGCUCACGCCCGGUCAAAUGUUGGAAAAGGAGUUCGGCAUGAAUCUGGAACAGAGAAAGAAGUACUUCCUCGAGUUGUUCGACAAGGGGAACGAGGAGGCGAAAAAGCGAAUGGAGGUGGAAAAAGCGGAGGCGAAGAAGAAGAUCCCGGUGGUGAUGGACAAGUUUAGGGCCGACUUGGAGGAGAAUGGCGAGUGGGUGUUCCAAGAGGUGGAAAAGUACAAGAAAAGCGAAAACCCCGAUCUGACCUGCAUUAGCGCCCACAUAAAAGACAUCUCGGCGGUAUCGCUAAAAAUUUCCACAGACGUGCAUCAGUGCAUCGAAAAAAACUUGAUGAAGGAAUAGAGUUGCGACGGCAAAUACGAAGACUCCCGCAAGGAUUCGCUUUCGAAACUAAACGACCAACACAUGAAAGAGUUGGAAACUUUAUACAAGAAAACCGAACCCAGCGAAUCAGACGCGGUUCGAACUCAGGCGGUGUUGCUCAAGAAGAAAGUGGACGAUCUGACUAACGAACUGAUGGGAUUCGCCAAGAAUUACGCUCGCGAAGAGGCGGAAAAGAAGAUCAAAGAGAUGCCUGCAUGGUUUGAUAAGUGCUCCGAAGGGCUCCUGAAGAAGUUCAACGAUCAGAACAAGCAGGAGGUGGACGCGAUAAAACUGUGCUCGAACAAGGAACCCGACGAUGAGGACGAUUACUUGAGCGCCAGAAAGGCCGCAACCGACGACGCUACCCGGAAAGUUACUCAUUCAUGGUUCUGUUUUAUGGCUGUUAUUUUACUCGUAAUAUAAAUAAAAAAUAAAUGUUA
Messenger RNA from Anthonomus grandis grandis, 958 nucleotides. RefSeq lists its product as uncharacterized. Bases 63 to 497 code for a protein of 144 amino acids. NCBI's taxonomy places the organism in Eukaryota, Metazoa, Arthropoda, Insecta, Coleoptera, Curculionidae. The transcript is spliced from 3 exons. The record is from RefSeq and is a predicted model, not a curated record.